CGUAACUACGUUACUUUUAAAUCCAGUUUUGGUUUUGAAAUCGUAGGCAAUGACAAUAGGGUGCAACGUGUUAUGUUAAUGUCAUCCACCGAUUUUGAAAUAUUUUCUAUAAUUUUAUUAUUUAUAGUCUUUUUCAGUGAAGAGUUUUAUGUUUAAUACCAUUUACAUCACAAACUAAGAAAUGUUAGUUAUGAUCAUCUGAAAGAUAUUGUGUUAGUGUUUAAAAUCCAAAAUUAUCUUUGUACAUUUCUCAUUAAUUAAUCACCCAGUAUUAAUUAAGGAAGUUAUUCAAAUUAAAACUAAAUAAAUCUACUAAUUCUUAUUUGAAAUGGCAAAACAAGAGGUUGUUAUUAUUUCUCAUGCCAGAACUCCUGUUGGCUCUUUCCGAGGUGGCCUUUCUUCUGUUUCUGCUGUAGAACUGGGCAAAUUUGCAAUUCAAGGAGCAGUUGCAAGAGCAGGCAUAGAAAGUGAUGCAAUUCAAGAAGUAUAUAUGGGAAAUGUGCUCCAAGCUAAUCUCGGACAAGCACCUGCAAGACAAGCUUGUAUCGCUGCAGGUCUUCUUCCAUCUACUACCUGUACAACUGUUAAUAAAGUUUGUGCAUCUGGUAUGAAAGCUAUUAUGUUAGGAGCUCAAAGUAUUAUGUUAGGCUUUCAGGAUGUUGUCGUCGCAGGUGGAAUGGAAAGCAUGUCUAAUGCUCCUUUUUAUUUAAAACGAGGAGAAAUACCAUAUGGUGGAGUAGAUUUAAAAGAUGGAGUGGUACAUGAUGGCCUAACUGAUGCUUAUGGUAAUGGUCAUAUGGGUGAAUGUGCUGAGCUUAUAGCUCGAAAAUUUGACUUUUCCCGUAAAGAUCAAGACAAUUAUGCUAUUGAAAGUUAUAAACGAACAAUUAAAGCAGAUGAACUAGGUGUGCUAAAAAGGGAAAUAGUGCCGGUCACUAUUCCAGGAAAAAGAGGUGCAGCUAGUACAGUAGUGGAAGAAGAUGAGGAACAUAAACGAGUUGAUUUUGGAAAACUUCCAACAAUUAGGCCUGUUUUUUCGAAAGAUGGUACCAUUACAGCUGCCAAUGCAAGCUCUUUAAGUGAUGGGGCAAGUGCUUGUGUAAUGACUUCAAGGGCUAAAGCAGAGUCUUUAAAUGCAAAGCCUAUUGCAAGAAUUAUUGCCUUUGCUGAUGCUGCUGUUGACCCCCAAGAUUUUCCGAUAGCUCCUGCAUAUGCCAUCCCAAAAGUACUUAGAAUGGCAAACGUUGAAAAGAACGAUAUUGAUUGCUGGGAAAUCAAUGAAGCUUUUAGUAUAGCUGGUCUGGCUAACAUCAAGAUGUUGAAUUUAAAUCCUGAGAAGGUUAAUAUUUAUGGUGGUGCUGUUAGUUUAGGACAUCCUCUUGGUAUGUCUGGAGCUCGAAUUGUUGGUCGUCUCAUAGAGUGCCUUUCUCCAAAUCAAAAAGGAAUAGCUGCUGUUUGUAAUGGUGGUGGGGGUGCUUCAGCUUUGUUAUUGGAAAAGCUUUAGUGUUUGCUGUUAUCAAUGUUUUUAAUGACCUUUUGCAAUAUAUAGUGCAUUAUUUGAAAUAUCAUUUAGAUUUUGUUAAUUUAAAAUCAGUAUUUGUUUUAUUAUAAAAUCAUAUUUCAAUGUAGAUAUUAUGCUCUAUCUAUAUUUUUAAAAUAUUUAUUACCAUACCAGUGCAUUAUUUAAAAUGUUACUUAGUGUUUUUGUUCCCGUUU
Messenger RNA from Parasteatoda tepidariorum (common house spider), 1716 nucleotides. Its product is annotated as acetyl-CoA acetyltransferase, mitochondrial. Lineage: Eukaryota; Metazoa; Arthropoda; Arachnida; Araneae; Theridiidae. Gene Ontology annotation, molecular function: acetyl-CoA C-acetyltransferase activity. Gene Ontology annotation, biological process: fatty acid beta-oxidation. The record is from RefSeq and is a predicted model, not a curated record. Gene Ontology annotation, cellular component: mitochondrion.